This is a messenger RNA of Solanum dulcamara, 513 nucleotides long. RefSeq lists its product as uncharacterized. The transcript has a single exon. NCBI's taxonomy places the organism in Eukaryota, Viridiplantae, Streptophyta, Magnoliopsida, Solanales, Solanaceae. The record is from RefSeq and is a predicted model, not a curated record. The coding region runs from base 1 to 513 and encodes 170 amino acids.
AUGCUAUCCCAAGUUGUGGCCAUUCAAAGAGUUGUUUCUCCUCCUAAUGCUCCUACUAUGGCUUCUAGAGUGAGGGAUUUUACAAGGAUGUACCCUUUUGAGUUUCAUGGUUCAAAAUUUAACGAAGAUCUCCAAGAGUUCAUUGAUGAGGUGUAUAAUAUAGUAGAUAUUAUGGGGGUGUCUUCGGAAGAGAAAGUAGAGUUGGCGGCCUACAAACUCAAGGGUAUUGCCCAAGUGUGGUAUACUCAAUGGAAGUUCAAGAGAGUUGAUGAAGGUCCUAUUGGUUGGGAAGCCUUCAAACUUGUCUUUCUCGACCGUUUCUUUCCUCUUGAGAUAAGAGAGACAAAGGUAUUGGAAUUCAUAAAUAUUAGGCAAGGCAACAUGGUGCAAGGGAUUAUGCCCUCAAGUUCAACCAAGCUAUCCAAGUAUGCUUCUUCUUUGGUUGCCAAUCCACAUGCCCGAAUGAGCCAAUUCAUAUCAGGGGUGUCCGACUUGGUUGCAAAGGAAUUUUGA